Macadamia integrifolia is the source of this 1024-nucleotide messenger RNA. RefSeq names its product pyrroline-5-carboxylate reductase. Gene Ontology annotation, molecular function: pyrroline-5-carboxylate reductase activity. The record is from RefSeq and is a predicted model, not a curated record. Lineage: Eukaryota; Viridiplantae; Streptophyta; Magnoliopsida; Proteales; Proteaceae. Gene Ontology annotation, biological process: L-proline biosynthetic process.
GAGUGGGCUGGUCAUGGUCGAUUUAUUAGGGUGAUGCCAAAUACUCCUGCUGCUGUUGGUGAGGCGGCAUCAGUUAUGAGCUUAGGGGAAACUGCAACAAAAGAAGAUGAAGAACUAGUUGCUACCCUGUUUGGAGCAAUUGGCAAGAUAUGGACAGCCAAUGAGAAAUUGUUUGAUGCAGUCACUGGCUUGAGUGGUAGUGGCCCAGCAUACAUAUUUCUAGCAAUAGAUGCUAUGGCUGAUGGAGGAGUAGCUGCUGGUCUACCACGCGAUCUGGCACGGGGUCUAGCUUCUCAGACAGUUCUGGGAGCAGCAUCUAUGGCUAUCAAGACAGGGAAGCAUCCAGGUCAGCUAAAAGAUGAUGUUGCAUCACCUGGGGGUACCACCAUUGCUGGAAUUCAUGAGUUGGAGAAGGGUGGCUUUCGUGGGAUCUUGAUGAAUGCCAUUGUGGCUGCUGCAAAACGUGGCAAAGAACUCUCUCAGAACUAAUGUUGUUUUUUGAAGUGUGGAUCAUCCUUUUUUGACUGAUAAAACGAUAUAUUCACCUGUCAGCCAAAGGAUCUGGAAGCUUGUUUCCUCUGACAUUAGAUUUUACAGCAACAAGUAACCGGCAACUUCAUUGUGCUUAGUCAUCUCUUUCUUGGUAUGGACCGAGUCUGAUAUCACAUUGCAGCUUCACAAGAAACUAGACUCAGAGUGUAGCUUCUCCGCAAGUGAUCCUUCCCUACUGCCAUGCAGCAAAAGCAUGCUGCACAACUUAUUUCCGUCUCCCACAAGUUUUUUGUUCUCCAAGCAAGUUAUCAUCCACAAACGUAUAACAAACCGGGAAUGGGAAAUGAUUUCAUUGAUGAAUAACUAGUCUACAUCUUUGCUAUCGGCACAAAAUUCAUAAUGUGCCCAACUGUCGAUGCCAGAUUGAAACAUGUGAAAACCAGGUAGUCCGAUCUAUUUUAUGGGUUCGGUGUGGCUGUAUAACCAGGGUUUAUGCUUAUAUUAAAAAGAAAAAAAGGAGUAAUUUACAUCC